GAAUAUUGAGGGUUAGUAAUUAAUGACAGAAUUUUCAUUUUUGGGUGAACUAACCCUUUAAAUGAGCAUCUAAGCUGUGUUAGUUUGGGUUUAUGGAUGCUAAUCUUCAGUUGAUACAUGAAAGGGGAUUCAACUAUUUCAGAGGCAACUGAAAGACCUUUGGAUACAAAUGCCAAGAUCAUUUCACCUAAAACUGCUGUUUGUAUAGAAAACAAGCAAGGUGUAAGACUGUGCUAAUUGCACAGCCUGGGAAAUUCACUUCGGCUUUGCAAUUUUCACUGGAAACCAGAGGAAGUUAAGUCAAUCUGCAAGGCUUUUGUAAAGGAAACAAAGACUGCCAGUUUCAAGUCCUACGUAUGUGCGUGUGUCUUUGACAGAUACUAUUUCAUACAAUGGCGGGACAUUGGAUUUCUCUGGAAUGCAGUCUCGCUUCGUUUUCCUCUUUACACAAUUCCUGCCACAGAUUGGUACCAAACUGAACAUGCUACAUAACAGUCAUACCUGUACCACUAGCACCUGUUUCAGCCUUAUUGUAUUUAUGUGCGAGUGGGUGGAUGUGUAUGUGCGUGCAUGGGAGAGCGAGAGAGAGAGAGAGCCAGUGUUGUGUGUGGGAACAGUUUCAGAUCUAACUGUGUAGAGCUGGAUUCUACGCAGGAAUGUACAAAAAGACUGGAUUGAUUCUGCUGCAUAGUUUCACAAAAACUGAUCGAACGUUUGACACCUUAAGCCAUGUAAGCAAAAUAUGACUUAGGAGGAGCGUGUUCAGAGGACUUUGUGAAGUGGAAAGGCUGUUUUUGGGAACCUAUAAGGGUGUACGAAUUUGGCUCGGAGUCAAGCAGGUCUUGCAGCAAAGCAGGAAACGACACUGGAUCGACUGGACUGAGAGCCUCAUGUUUUCAUAGCGCCGAAACUCCACGCUUGUUUUGGGCGUUGAAGAAAACACGUGGGAGAAAUAUACAUAUAUAUAGAGGAGUCCGAGGACAUGGAGCGACGCUUUUAAACUGUCCGUCAUGGAGGUGGCAAACGAAGAAGCAGCCAGUAAAGUCUACGCAGUUUUAAUGGAGCCCGAGUCCGAGACCGUGAACCGUUUGAGGACAAAGUACCAGUCACUGCGGCGACAGGUGUGUUUAAUCCAGUCCAUCAGCGUGUUCCUCUGCUUCAGCUGCUGCCUGUUCACGCUCCUGUAUCACGCGUUCCCGCAGACCUGCACGGAAAAUGGAACUAAGGAGACAUCUAAAUUUGAAAUGCAGCAUCAAGAUUUUGAAUCGCAAAGCAGAGAAGAAACGAACCCGACACAAAGAGUGACAUCUUUCAUUCGCCUGACAGUUAAAAAUGAUGUCAAUUUCACGAAAGACGGAUUUGUGCCAUGGAUGGAUACACCAGAGUAUUCGUCACCAAGCCAUACCAGAUACUUCAUCUUGGAAGAAGAUAAUGAAUCUCUGAAAGUCCUUCAUGACGGAACAUACAAGGUUUCUUUGCAGAUUACGUACAGAAAAUUAAGUGAAAAGCCAGAAAAAGAUGAAAUAUUUCUGCAACAUGAUAUUCGUCUUGAUACUGAUGGAUAUCCUCAUCCCCUGCCCCUGCUCACCCACUGCGAAACAGUGAACAUUACACACUGGAGGAAAAGUCUGUUUUCUGAAGGUAUUUUUUACUUCAAUUCUGGGGACAGACUCAAGGUGUGGUCCAAUAAUCUGAUCCUCAUUGAUGUUGGAGAAAAAUUUGUGCAAAAAACAGUCUUUGUGGUGUAUCCUCAUUUUACCCCGUGAGGAUACAGCGAAUACAAAAAACAUAAAGACAAUUACUUCUGUAGCUUUGAUUAAUGAUCAAAAGGGCUGCCAUGAAGUAUCAUAUUCAUCUGUCUGGGAUGACCCUGUCAUCUAAACCGAUUCUCCUGUCUGCAAAAUCUGAUCUAUUUAUGCUAUAAUCAGUAGCAUGGUCAUGUACAGAAGAAAACCCUUACCAAAAAAUACUGUGGUACAUUAAUGGUGUCAAAUGGUAAUACUAGAGUACUUUGAUGGAAACUAUGCUGGUGAAAUUCAUUCCCUCUAGUGUCGUUUUCAAGAAUAUCAUGGUAUUUCCAUGCUAUGUGUUAAACAACUUGCUAAUACCAUAGUAUUUUUUUGGUAUUUUCUUUUGUAAGAGAAGACUAUUCUGCUUCACAGCUAGGGACAAAACAGACAUUGGCUUGGGUUUUAAAAGCUACAUUUUGUUUAAGCACUACAACUGUGGAAAAAUUGUAAUUUUGUAAGUAAGUUUUAUUUUUGUUUCAUUUUGAUUGAAAUUGGUUAAAAAAAAAGGCUGAACCGUACUAUAUGCUAUAAUGUUUAUGCCAUUGUAAACAUAUAUGCUUGUGUAUGUAAUUAUUGAUCAAGGAUUUGGGCUGUUAAUGCAAAAUUUACAGGUUCGGUAACAUUACGAAGUGAAGAGAAUUAUCAAUACUCAAAAUCCUGUAUUGUGGUGCAUCAUGGGUUCUGUCAUUGGCAUUAGUAAGCUAUAAGUUACUUUGUAUUAAAAGGGAUUGCAAUCACAAAAUAUGACCUUAGUAAUAAUUUGCAUGAAAGAUCAUUUUAUGUAUUGGAAUACAUCUUCAUAAUUACAUUAUUUUGUUGAGCAUGAUCAAUAAAUACUAUUACAUAAAGCUG
Cyprinus carpio (common carp) is the source of this 2642-nucleotide messenger RNA. RefSeq lists its product as uncharacterized. Gene Ontology annotation, biological process: immune response. Lineage: Eukaryota; Metazoa; Chordata; Actinopteri; Cypriniformes; Cyprinidae. Gene Ontology annotation, molecular function: tumor necrosis factor receptor binding. The record is from RefSeq and is a predicted model, not a curated record. Gene Ontology annotation, cellular component: membrane.